Molecule: messenger RNA, 1026 nt
Organism: Adineta ricciae
Lineage: Eukaryota; Metazoa; Rotifera; Eurotatoria; Adinetida; Adinetidae
Source: the annotation of a GenBank genome assembly
AUGGCAUUAGCAUUUUCGAAUUCAAACAAAUUCCUGCUCAACAAUCAGCAGAUAUUGAGAUCAGUCUUGAUAUCGGUGGUACGUUACAAGCAGCGUGGACAUAUCCCUGAUCAACUUGUCGAACAUCAUAGACAGUCGCCCUUAGGAAAGGCAAAAGCAGGUGCUGCAGUUGGUGUUUCUCCACCGAAAGACGACAAAACACCGAAUCUACGCACUACACCACAUGAUUUCAAAUAUGUCUAUCCAGAUUUUCUACCUAAUCCAAUUCCGUAUUUACGCGAUCGUAUCUUGGAAAAACUUGAACGAAAAGAUAUGUUUCGUCGGCGACAACAAAUUGAAAUACCAGAAUUUUAUGUCGGAAGUGUCCUUGGUGUAACAUCUGCUGAUCCGUAUGCACCAAAUCGACGCAAUAGAUUUGUUGGUAUCUGUAUUCAACGUGAAAGACAUGGACUAAAACAUCAAUUUACAUUGAGAAAUAUCGUUGAUGGAGUUGGGGUGGAAAUUAUCUAUGAACUAUACAAUCCAACAAUAACAAAAAUCGAAGUUUUGAAACUCGAACGACGUUUAGAUGAAAAUCUCGCUUAUCUACGCGAUGCACCACCAGAGUACUGUACAUUUCCAUUUGAUAUGGAACCAGUUAAAUUGCCACCUGGUUCAGGUGUACCUUUAAACACAAUUCAAGUACCUAUUACAAGUACUCAUUGGCAAUACAAAUGGGAACGUCAUGAUUUGAAAGGUGUUCUUCUUCCAAAACUACCGCGUAGUGUAGGCAAAGCUAGCGAACGUUACAGUCAACCAUGGCGUCAAUGGGAUAUCAUGCGACAAUAUCGAACGGAGAUUCACGAUGAUGAUCGUGCUGAAAUUUUCGAAGAUAUUGAGAAACACAAACAAGAUCUAGCACAAUAUCGUAUUGAUAGUAAAGAAAAUGUGAAGAUCACGCGUACGCGACAAAAAGCAGCGGGACGGAAAGCGAUUUUAGAUGAUGCUCCGAAGGCCAAUCGACCAAGUUCAUCUACUUCACAAUAA